Messenger RNA from Argentina anserina (silverweed cinquefoil), 4725 nucleotides. Its product is annotated as lysine-specific demethylase REF6. Gene Ontology annotation, cellular component: nucleus; chromatin. The transcript is spliced from 7 exons. Lineage: Eukaryota; Viridiplantae; Streptophyta; Magnoliopsida; Rosales; Rosaceae. Gene Ontology annotation, molecular function: histone H3K4me/H3K4me2/H3K4me3 demethylase activity. Gene Ontology annotation, biological process: chromatin remodeling; regulation of gene expression. The coding region runs from base 174 to 4529 and encodes 1451 amino acids. The record is from RefSeq and is a predicted model, not a curated record.
UCUCUCCCCUGUAGUUUUUAUAAAUAACCAAAAUAAAAACAGAGCACUCCUCUUCUUCACCCCAAACCAGCAAUGAAACUCUCCCCAACCUAAAACCCAACUCCCCCAACUCAAUGGGUUUUGCAUGACCCACCGGAGAUCCCUCUCAAUUUCCGCUCUUCACUCGACUCCCAAUGGCGGCAGCUUCCGAGGAAGUCCUCCCCUGGCUCCGAGCCCUCCCCGCUGCUCCCGAGUACCACCCCUCCUGGGCCGAGUUCCAAGAUCCGAUUGCCUACAUUUUCAAGAUCGAAAAACAAGCUUCCCAGUUCGGCAUCUGCAAAAUCGUGCCACCUGUCCCUCCUGCUCCCAAGAAGACCGCAAUUGCCAACCUCAACAAGUCCCUCGUGGCCCGUGGUGGGCCCUCCGUGGGGAAAGGCCCCAAGGCCCUGCCCACAUUCACCACCCGGCAGCAGCAGAUCGGGUUCUGCCCCAGGAAGGCCCGCCCCGUGCAGAGGCCCGUGUGGGAGAGCGGGGAGCACUACACCUUCAACCAGUUUGAAGCCAAGGCCAAGAGCUUCGAGAAGAGCUACUUGAAGAGGAGGAGGAGGAGGAGGAAGGGAGGGCUGAGCCCUCUCGAGGUCGAAACGCUCUACUGGAAGGCCACUGUGGACAAGCCCUUCUCUGUGGAGUAUGCAAAUGACAUGCCCGGCUCGGCUUUCGUGCCGCUGAGCUGCAAGAAGAAGAGUGCUUGCAGGGAGGCAGGGGACGGUGUCACGCUUGGGGAGACCGAGUGGAAUAUGAGGGGGGUUUCCAGGUCCAGAGGCUCUCUCUUGAGGUUUAUGAAGGAGGAGAUUCCCGGGGUGACGUGCCCCAUGGUGUAUGUGGCUAUGAUGUUCAGCUGGUUUGCUUGGCAUGUGGAGGAUCACGACUUGCAUAGCUUGAAUUACUUGCAUAUGGGGGCCGGGAAGACGUGGUAUGGUGUGCCGAGGGAGGCUGCCGUGGCGUUUGAGGAGGUGGUCAGAGUGCAGGGGUAUGGGGGAGAGAUUAAUCCUCUUGUUACAUUUGCGACUCUUGGUGAGAAGACCACAGUGAUGUCACCUGAAGUAUUUAUCAGUUCAGGGAUUCCAUGCUGCAGGUUAGUGCAGAAUGCUGGGGAAUUUGUUGUCACUUUUCCAAGAGCGUAUCACACUGGAUUCAGUCAUGGAUUUAAUUGCGGUGAGGCAGCCAACAUUGCAACUCCUGAGUGGUUGAGGGUUGCCAAUGAGGCUGCUGUCCGACGAGCUUCAAUCAAUUAUCCCCCUAUGGUGUCUCAUUUUCAGUUACUUUAUGAUCUUGCUCUAGCAUUAUGUUCAAGAACACCUGUUCGCAGUAGUGCUGAACCUCGAAGUUCACGACUAAAAGAUAAGAAAAAGGGUGAAGGAGAAACAGUAGUUAAAGGUUUAUUUGUGAAGGAUGUCAUUCAGAACAAUGAGCUGCUUCAUGUUCUUGGAAAAGGGUCGUCAAUUGUACUUCUACCACAGAGUUCUUCAGACAUUUCAGUUUGUUCAAAAUUACGUGUUGGUUCACAGUUGAGAGUAAACUCUGAUGAUCUCAUUAUAGACGGGAAUCAGGGAAUCAAGCAGGUAAAAGGGUUGUAUAUGGUGAAUGGAAAACUUGCAUCUUCAUGUGAAAGUAGCUGGCAUAUCUCAUUAAAUGAAAAUGGCAAUGUAAGUGCUCCUUCUAAGAUGUUGAACAUGAGUGCGAAAGGAGAAAGUAAUGUUGAAGGGGAAGGGUUGUCAGAUCAGAGACUGUUUUCUUGUGUUACAUGUGGAAUUUUGAGCUUUUCAUGUGUUGCUAUUAUUCAACCUAGAGAGGCAGCAGCCAGAUAUCUCAUGUCAGCAGAUUGUAGUUUUUUCAGUGGUUGGGCUGUUGAUUGUGAGCCUAUCGAGUGUGCGAAUGGAGAUCCAAAUAGUUCAAAGGUUCCCUGUACAGGAUCAAUGCAAAAAAGUGAUGUGCCCGUCCAGUCUGCUGAUUAUCGAAAUCGGACAACAGAUCCAACCAAUGAAGUUGAUUCAAAUACUGAAAUUCUGAGGGGCACUAAUGCUCUUGGGCUAUUAGCUUUGACCUAUGGAGAUUCAUCUGAAUCAGAGGAAGGUCAGGCUGAACAAGAUGUUCCUGUCUGUGGUGAUGAAACAAACUUGUCCGACUGUUCUUUGGAAAGUAGAUAUGAGUAUCAAAGUGCUAGUCCUCCUUCAAGAGGCUCUUACGGUGGUACAGAUGGGAUUUGCAGUCCCACUUCACCAGGUUUUGAUUGUGGGAAAGGACUCCCAACAAUUGAUGGUAAUGGACUCCCAACUAUUGUGGAAAAUAGACGUGAAGGAACUUAUUCCAAGCAUAAUGCUCAUCAGUACUCUGUUGAUCAUAAUCUUGCUUUGACAAAGGUAAAUGGUUUGGUGGGUACAUAUAUAAAUCCAGUAAAGGUUUCAUAUUCUGGCUCUCCAAACGCAUUUGACAUUCAACCAACUGGGUUUGGACAGGCCACAUUGCGGAAAGAGAGCACAGGUACAUCAUCAUUUGCUCCAGGGUUUGACCACGAUUCUUCCAGAAUGCAUGUUUUCUGCCUUGAGCAUGCCGUAGAGGCUGAGCAGCAGCUCCAUGCAAUUGGAGGUGCCCAUAUAUUACUUCUUUGUCAUCCAGACUAUCCACGGAUAGUGGAUGAAGCAAAAGAAAUAGCAGAAGAACUGGGAGUAAAUUAUCCCUGGAAUGAUUUGGUAUUCAGGGAUGCCACCAGCGUGGAUGAAGAGAGGAUUCAAUCAGCUCUGGAUAGUGAGGAAGCCAUUGCUGGGAAUGGAGACUGGGCUGUAAAGAUGGGGAUCAAUCUCUUCUACAGUGCCAGCCUUAGCCGCUCUCAUCUUUAUAGUAAGCAGAUGCCAUACAAUUCUGUUAUAUACAAUGCAUUUGGUCGUAAUUCUUCAGCUACCUCGCCUGCUGGACCUGAGGACUGUGGGAGGAGGCCUGCCAAACAGAAAAAGAUAGUGGUAGGGAAAUGGUGUGGUAAAGUAUGGAUGUCAAAUCAAGUUCAUCCCUUCCUAACAAAGAGGGAACAUGCAGAGAAAAAGGUAGAGAAAGCACAGAGGAGGUUCCUUGAAUCGCCUAUGGCAGAUGAGAAGCUUGAUGGAAAAUCAGAAAGCACACGCAAAACUGUGGUAACUAAACAAUAUUCUAGGAAGAGGAAAAUUACUGUAGAUGGUGGGACAAACAAGAAAGCAAAAUGUCCUGAUGCAGUUUCUGCUCAGUCAGAAGAUGAUAACUCCCAUGAGCUGCAGAACAGGUUCCUCAAGAACAAGCAAGUGAUGGAGAGUGGUCCAACCAAGAAAGCAAAGUCUACUGAGACGGAAGAUGCAGUGUCAGGUGAGAGGGAUGAUGAUGUUUCAGAUAAUUCAAUGGGAGCUGAUUCUCAUCAGCAGCAGCGGCGGGUUGCUAAAAGCAAGCAAGUCAAGCACUGUGCCACUGAAUUCUCUAUGUUGUCAGAUGAUUCUGUUGAUAAUAAUUCUCAUCAGGAGAGGCAGGUUGCUGAAAGUAAUGCCAGAGAGUUCUCUGCGGUUUCAGAUGAUUCGCUUGAGGAUAGUAUCCACCAGCUGCAUAGGAGGUCACUUAGACACAACAAAGGUAAAUUCCUUGGGAGAGAAAAUUUGACAUCACAAAAUCUCUACGGGCGUAGUUCUCGUCAACAACCCAGGAGGACUUCUAGAAGCAAGCAGGCCAAAAUUGUUGUAAAAGAAGACGUGGAUGACACACAGGAUGGUAAUGCUGAAGCUGUUGUGCAGUAUAAGACUGUUCGGAGCAAGCAACUAAAACCAGAAACCCUUCAGCAAAUGAAACAGGAAAUCCCUGGCCGUGUGAGACAAGGGUCCCGCCGUUUACAAGAGAGCCAGCAACAGACUCCCAGGAUGCGAAACACCAUUAAUGUAAAUGCUGAGGAACCAGAAGGUGGGCCUAGCACGCGGCUUAGAAAAAGACCUCCAAAAGAACAGCCAGAAACCGGAAAGAAAAAGGCAAGAGUGCAGCCGGAAACUGGAAAGAAAAAGGCAAAAGAGCAGCAACAAACCGGUAGGAAGAAUAUAAACACUUCCGUAGCUGUGAAGACGAAGAAUGCUUCAGCUCGAAAGGCAAAGAAUGCUACGGCUGUGAGGGAAGAGGAAGCAGAGUUCUUGUGCGACUUUGAGGGGUGCACCAUGAGUUUUGGCACGAAACAAGAGCUUAAUCUGCACAAGAAAAAUGCGUGUCCAGUCAAGGGGUGUGGCAAAAAAUUCUUCUCGCACAAGUAUCUGGUACAACAUCGCAGAGUUCACGAGGAUGACCGCCCCCUUAAGUGCCCUUGGAAGGGAUGCAAGAUGACAUUCAAGUGGGCAUGGGCUCGGACUGAGCACAUUAGGGUACACACAGGUGCCCGUCCCUAUGUCUGUGCUGAGCCAGGGUGUGGCCAGACCUUCCGAUUUGUGUCGGAUUUCAGCCGUCAUAAGCGAAAGACGGGCCAUUCAAAAAAAAAAAGUAAAGGGCGCUCGCGAUGACAACCGGAUGCUGCAAAGUGGGAUGUAAUAAUGUAACAUGACUGAUGAAUCUGUUGUUCGAUUGACAAAUUAGUGCUAGGUGAUUUUCCCUGUAAUUGCCAUUCAGAGUGACAAAAAUUGCUGAUUUACCUUGGGGUAUUAGAGUGAUUCCCUCUAAUUCCCAAAUCAAGAGUGAUUCACCUCUCCUAAUUGAAUC